This is a messenger RNA of Dentiscutata heterogama, 837 nucleotides long. The record is from the annotation of a GenBank genome assembly. Lineage: Eukaryota; Fungi; Glomeromycota; Glomeromycetes; Diversisporales; Gigasporaceae.
AUGCUUGGAUUUAUAAUAGAUAGAUUCAAAUCACUUUAUGUCAUGUUUUUCACAUUUGGAUUUUUCAUGGGUCUUCUUAUAUUAGUUCUAUAUUUAACACCUUUGGGAGAUUUUAAGAUAGAUCAUCAUGAUGAACUAGUUACAGACAAUAUAGACCUCGAUCAACUCGGACAUACUUCAAAUGAAGCUCUCUCACAGAUUGAAGAUACAAAUGUCAUGGUAACGAAACAAACACCUUUUAUGAAAGCAAUUCUUAAACUUAUCACAAAACCACGGUUGCUAUUAUUUCUUUUCGUGUUGCUUUCGACACGUACGAUGAAAACAUCAACGUCAUCAUUUCUUUAUGUGUUCUUAUCAGAGGACCUUAAAGCUGAUGCAACGUUGCUGGGACUAAGCUCCUUUGUAGGAGUAACUCUUGAAAUAUUAGUUUUUUAUUUUGGGAAAUAUAUCUUAGAAUCUACGUUUCCGGAAUAUAUUAUUAUAGCAGGAGGACUUAUAUCUACUCUUAGAGCUUCGUUAUAUGCGUUUUUUGGUACAAAUAUGAAUCCUUGGUUAUCUCUCCCAAUUGAGAUGCUUCAAGGACUUGAAUUUGGGCUGGUAAAACCAGCAUCUUUAGAAAUUAUAUCACAACUGUCACCACCGAGACUAAGGGCUACAGCACUUGGUAUUCUUGCAGCUACAGAAAAUUUGUCUACAGGUCUUGGGCAGAUUGUUGGAGGAUUAUUAUAUGGACAUUUUGGAGCCGUUAAAAUGUUUUUAUAUUCAUCAUGGAUUGGAAUAUUGGCAAUUAUAAUUUACAUUGUUGGACUUUCAAUGCAGAAAAGACGUUUCUACUAA